Molecule: messenger RNA, 462 nt
Organism: Vicia faba (fava bean)
Lineage: Eukaryota; Viridiplantae; Streptophyta; Magnoliopsida; Fabales; Fabaceae
Source: the annotation of a GenBank genome assembly
AUGGUUUCUAAGCGUCAUUCAGUGUUCUCUCUCAAUGACCUAGGUCAGCUUGACUAUUUCUUAGGCAUAGAAGUCAAAAACAGGGAUAAUGGAUCCAUGUCACACUCCCAAGGCAAAUACAUAAGAGAUUUACUCACCAAAACCAACAUGCUUGAGUCAAAACCACUAUCAUCUCCUAUGGAGGUUGGCUUGAAACUCUCAAAAAAUGGCUUUGAUACCUUAUAUGACCAACCCAUGUAUAGGUCUGUGGUUGGAGCUUUGUUGUAUAUUACCAUCACUAGACCUUCCAUUUGCUUUAUUGUUAACAAAGUGUGUCGGUUCAUGGCAAUCAUUGCUUGGUGGGCCAAGAAGCAACCAGAUAUAUCUUGCUCUAGUACUGAAACUGAAUAUCGCAGCCUAGCACUUGCCACUUCAGAACUCCUUUGGAUCCAAUCACUUCUCCAAGAGUUCGGAAUCUCCUAG